AUGUCUGCUGUAGAAUCACUAUAUGCUGAUUCUUCUGUUCCAACGUCAACAAAUCAACGUAAAAAACCUGAACGUAUCUAUGAAUGGUAUGCAUGGUCAUAUUUUAAUAUAAUUUUCGGCUGUUUAAUAAUGGGUUUUAUCGCCAUGUUUCUAUCUCUACGAACGACACGAUAUAAAGAUUCUGAAAAUGAUUCCAAAGCUCGUAUUUGGUCUCGUAUUACUUUAGUGUGGAACAUAUUGGCAACAUCGACCGGCAUCGGACUAACAUUGUAUGCUAUAUUGAAAAGAUGA
This is a messenger RNA of Rotaria socialis, 291 nucleotides long. NCBI's taxonomy places the organism in Eukaryota, Metazoa, Rotifera, Eurotatoria, Philodinida, Philodinidae. The record is from the annotation of a GenBank genome assembly.